AGGCGCGGGGGGCAGCGCCGAGAACCCCACGCGGGAGCUUCUGGAGUCUCUGGCCACCGCUUCUCGCUUCACUGGAGAAGGGGCUGGGGCCAGGAGGGAGCUAAUAAAGAGUGAAUGAGCUGCAGCCGCUGUGGCGGCCGGAGUCAGCCGGAGCGGCACCGGGGCCGUGCGCCCGGGAGGCGGCGAGGGGAGGCGGUUCGCCUUGUCCCUCCCAUCCGUCCCUCUUUCUCUCUCUUCCUCCAGCUGGUCCCAGAGCCCGGCUCGGUCCGGUCCCUCUGUCUCCAUCCCGCACUCUUCCACCUCCUCCGAGUCCCACUUCUCACCUAGGGCGCCCCGAACUGCCAUGGGUUAGGGUGGGGGCCAGGAGCCGCGCGAAGGACCAGCCCUGUGCAUCCGCCGGGGGGCGCGGAGCCCGAACGCCGCUCGCCGCUCGCGGGCGCCGGGCAUGGGGAGCGCGGUGUGAGCCCGCACCCGGGGAGGACACAGGAGCUGCGGAGACGGGCGCGAGGAGGUGGAGAGCGGUGGAUUGGAAGGACCCGAGGGAGGAAGGGAGGGAGAGGCGGGAGGGUGGGGAAGCGAGGGAAAAGUGAAGCUGGGAGGAGAAGGCGGCGGAAGGUGGGGAUUGAUGCUUCUGUUUUUUGUUGCCGCUGCUGCCCUCGCGCUGGGAGCCGAGCCGGAGGGAAGGCGGUGGAGAGAUGAUUGCAGAGUUGGUGAGCAGCGCUCUGGGGCUCGCCUUGUAUCUCAACACCCUGAGUGCGGAUUUCUGCUAUGAUGACAGCCGUGCUAUCAAGACUAAUCAGGACCUUCUCCCAGAAACUCCGUGGACGCACAUUUUCUACAAUGACUUUUGGGGGACUCUUCUAACCCACAGCGGCAGCCACAAGUCGUACCGGCCACUCUGCACUCUCUCUUUUCGCCUGAACCAUGCCAUCGGAGGGCUGAAUCCCUGGAGCUACCAUCUUGUCAACGUCCUCCUGCACGCGACAGUCACUGGUCUCUUCACGAGCUUCUCCAAGAUACUCCUUGGGGAUGGAUACUGGACCUUCAUGGCUGGCUUGAUGUUCGCCUCUCACCCCAUUCACACGGAGGCCGUGGCGGGCAUCGUGGGACGGGCCGAUGUCGGGGCCAGUCUCUUCUUUCUCCUCUCCUUGCUCUGCUACAUUAAACACUGUUCGACCAGAGGCUACUCAGCCAGGACUUGGGGCUGGUUCCUGGGGACAGGGCUGUGCGCAGGAUGCAGCAUGUUGUGGAAGGAACAAGGAGUGACUGUGCUGGCGGUGUCAGCCGUUUAUGACGUCUUUGUCUUUCACAGGCUGAAAAUGAAACAGAUCUUACCUACCAUUUACAAAAGGAAGAACUUGUCUCUUUUCCUCAGCAUUAGUUUGUUAACUUUCUGGGGGACCUCUCUUUUGGGUGCCCGUUUAUACUGGAUGGGAAACAAACCACCAAGCUUCUCCAACUCGGACAACCCAGCUGCUGAUUCGGAUAGCUUCCUGGCUCGCACGCUCACCUUCUUCUACCUGCCAACCAAGAACCUCUGGCUGUUGCUAUGCCCAGAUACCCUCAGUUUUGAUUGGUCAAUGGAUGCCGUGCCUCUGCUCAAAACAUUUUGUGAUUGGAGGAACCUACACACUGUGGCCUUCUAUAUUGGACUCCUCUUCCUUGCCUACUAUGGUCUGAAGAGCCCAAGCGUAGAAAGAGAAUGCAACGGGAAAUUUGUAACAAAUGGCAAGCAGAAUGCAAAUGGACAUGGCUGCCAUUCAGAUGUGGAGUACCGAAACUCAGAGAUUAAGCCCAGCUUUGCCUCCAAAGUAGAAAAUGGCAUUAAAAAUACUGCAUCACAGAGAACACAACUUCCUUCUACCGAGAACAUUGUCGUUCUGUCUUUAUCUUUGUUAAUAAUACCCUUUGUUCCUGCCACGAACCUGUUUUUCUAUGUCGGCUUUGUAAUUGCAGAGCGAGUGUUGUAUAUUCCUAGUAUGGGCUUCUGCCUCCUCAUUACGGUGGGUGCCAGAGCCCUGUAUGUCAAAGUCCAAAAGCGGUUUCUCAAGAGCUUGAUUUUUUAUGCUACAGCUACGUUAAUUGUUUUCUAUGGACUCAAGACUGCAAUCAGGAACGGAGACUGGCGGAACGAGGAAAUGCUGUAUAGGUCAGGGAUAAAAGUAAACCCAGCUAAAGCAUGGGGUAACCUUGGAAAUGUUCUGAAGAGUCAGAGCAAAAUUUCUGAAGCUGAAAGCGCCUAUAGAAAUGCUUUGUACUACCGUAGCAACAUGGCCGACAUGCUUUAUAAUUUAGGCUUGCUUCUACAGGAGAACAGCAGGUUUGCAGAAGCACUGCAUUAUUAUAAAUUGGCAAUUGGGAGCAGGCCUACACUGGCUUCUGCCUAUCUAAACACCGGUAUUAUUCUAAUGAACCAAGGAAAAACUGAAGAAGCCCGGCGCACGUUCCUCAAGUGUUCCGAGAUCCCUGAUGAAAACCUAAAGGACCCUCAUGCACAUAAGAGCUCGGUCACCAGCUGCCUGUACAACCUGGGAAAACUUUAUCAUGAGCAGGGCCACUACGAGGAUGCCCUGAGUGUAUAUAAGGAAGCAAUUCAGAAGAUGCCCAGGCAGUUUGCCCCACAGAGUUUGUACAACAUGAUGGGUGAAGCGUACAUGCGAUUAAGCAAACUCCCCGAAGCAGAGCAUUGGUAUAUGGAGUCAUUGAGAUCCAAGACUGACCACAUCCCUGCCCAUCUCACCUACGGGAAACUGCUAGCUCUAACAGGUCGUAAGAGUGAGGCUGAAAAGUUCUUCUUGAAGGCUAUUGAGCUGGAUCCCACCAAAGGAAACUGUUACAUGCAUUAUGGUCAGUUUCUUCUGGAAGAAGCUCGCCUCGUAGAAGCAGCCGAGAUGGCAAAAAAAGCGGCCGAACGCGACAGCAUGGAGUUUGAUGUGGUCUUCAAUGCUGCCCACAUGCUCAGACAGGCUAGCCUCAAUGAAGCAGCCGAGAAGUAUUAUGAUCUGGCGGCCAAGCUGAGGCCUAAUUAUCCGGCGGCUCUGAUGAACCUGGGGGCCAUUCUGCACCUUAAUGGCCGACUCCAGAAGGCGGAGGCCAACUACCUGCGGGCGCUGCAGCUCAAGCCGGAUGACGUCAUCACGCAGUCCAAUCUCCGCAAACUGUGGAACAUCAUGGAAAAGCAAGGCUUAAAGACUUCCAAGACCUGACACAGGAGGGCAACGCCUCCUCCUCCUCCUCCAUACUUCCAAGUUGGCUUCAUCAACGAACAGAACUUCCCAGCAGUGCUAUGACACGAGCUAGUCUGGACUUCAAGACCAAGGCAGAGGUCACUGCCACUUCUGGGAGUAUCCACUUUGCUGUUGGCACAGCCGUUAACACCAAAAAGGGGAACAUUGGAAACCUCCUGAAGGAUGUAAUUGUUACCCAUAGACUGUAAACCAGAGCACUUAAAAUGGAAUCUUUUGGCAUUCUUAAGGGGGGAGGGGGCUAAGUUACAAAUUUUGUUCGUUUUUGAAAGCUAAUUUAGAAAUUAUAUUGUUCCUUAAACACUGUGAGAGGAAGUCAGAGUGUCUGUUCAGCCAUGGUAAACUAUUAAGGUCAGGUGUUCAUGGGGAGUGAUGGGAGUGUGGUGUGAAUCCCAGCGGGCUGGCCGUUGUCCUGACGCUGCUGUCUUCCCUCUUUCGGACAGCCUGCUUCUCAAUUUGUGAAACUUAGAAAGAACAAUUUUUUUAAUACUGUGUCAGGAUUUUUCAGAAUCGACAGUUGUUUCCUGACUAGUGCACGUAACGUUUUAUGAUUUGGUUAUGUCAGUCUUCACUCUUUUGAGCAUCAUUUGCUUUUCAUGUUCUGGAGCAGAUAUGCAGAGUAGUGCUAACCAUGUUUCACACUGGUGUUGUAGGAGGGGCUGGGGAGGCCUUAGAUGUGUCAGGCAGGCAUUUUUUAUUUUAAUGUCACCAACAUUUUCCACCAAAACUGCCUAGGAAAAUUCAUUGUAUUAGUUCUUAGGCUUUUGAAAUUUCCUUUUAAAAUGGCUGUUCCUGGUUAAUGGGCAUACAUAUGUAAGGAUUAAAUCAAAAAGAAGCUUAAAAGUGGUCCAGUUCUAAUAACUAACCAGCAGCUGUGAGACAAAAGGGAAGGUGUCUUGUGCUUCCCAGAUGUUACUGUUCAAAAAAGUCAAAUCUGCGCAAAGGAGUGUAUAAUGAUGGUUGCCAAUGACUUUAUAUUUUGGAAACUGUUGGUGUGAAAUGCUAAUCAUUUUCUGAUAGAUACCAAAACAGCAAUGCUGAUAAGUUUUUUUGCUCUUCCCAAAAGACAUCAAAAAUGAAUUAUUUUAAGCUGCAAUAGCGUGUAACAUUAGCCUGUGUGUUUCUAGAUCUUCUGCCAAGUGCUUUUCACAGUUGAAAACCAUUUUUCACUAGCAAAUUUGGUAUUUUAUUUCAUUACUUGUUAGUAACCACUUCAAUGAUCAUUUCACGAGUAACAGACUAAAUGAAGUAGAGAAAAACAUUUAUUGAAGAUUUUUUUGACUUGCAGUCAAACUUUGCUACUAAAUAUUAACUUUGUAAAACAGCAGUUGGCUCUCAACUUCUUAGAGAAAGUAGCUAUACAAUAUUCUACAUAUUUAUUUAUUUAUUAUUCUGCCAUAGCAAAAUAACAAAACAAAACUUGAUUCGUUAAGCCAGUUCUUUGAAACUGAAAAUUAGCUUUUUCUCCUUUCCUUUCACACUCCAUGUAUAUAUGAUCAGCGUCCCCGUUAAAGGGAAGCUGGAUGUGCAAAUACAUCGUAUAAUAUUUUCUCCAUAUUUUAUGUUUUGCUGCAUAUCUGAAUACAGCGGGAUAAAAAAUUUAAAGUAGUGUUCCUAUGUCAUUAGUGUUUUUGUCAGAAGGGCAAAUGUAGUGAGAGAGAUUUGUUGAUGGCAUUAAUAAGAAGGUCUUCCUAAUAUGUAUAUUAUUUUGUAAACAUUUCACUGAAGGGCCAAAAGUUAAAUUAUAACUAAAUCACUGUGUUUGCAGUAUGAUAUUUAACAUUUAACAACAACAAACCCAUGGUCAAACCAAAAACAUGGGUUGACGUGUAUUUUUCAUCUUCUAGUGCAUUGGCAAUUGCAAAAAUAAAUAAGGAAUUUAAUAUAAGGAUAUAGAGAUGAAUUCAAUAUCUAACAUUUUUAUUUAUUUAAAUAGUUAUUGACCUAUGAUGACUUCCUAGUCUUAACAUUUUAUGUCUUUAUUGUUAUUGUUCUUCCUUUCAAACACUUGGUUCUUAAUAGGUUCACUGAUUGCACAGUAGAGGCACUUCAUGUUGACCCAGUUCCCAAGUAGCAUUAAUAAUUGGGCCUGUGUCAUAAAAUGCAUGGAUCUUUAAUAACGAAAUGUCCCUGACAUCUUUUACUACAGGGCUGGGCUUAGUAACUGACCAACUCGGGGUGGGGAGGGCUGGGGGCGCUAAAGAACAUCGUCAAAAAUGUCUCUGCUCAGGGAUUUAUGGUGAAUUAUUGCAGACAGUGCUAAAAAUAUAGAGCACAAGACAAGUUUACUAAAUUAAAAUUUUAUUUUUUGAGAAACUGUUAUUUGUAUAAAUUAUCAAGAUUUGUAGGCUUUCCUUUUGUAGAAAUAAUUGUUUUAUGUGCCAGAGAAUUUCAAUUUUGUUUUCCACAAUAAAGCAUUGAUAACAAAUA
This is a messenger RNA of Ceratotherium simum simum (southern white rhinoceros), 5675 nucleotides long. RefSeq names its product transmembrane O-mannosyltransferase targeting cadherins 2 (gene TMTC2). The record is from RefSeq and is a predicted model, not a curated record. NCBI's taxonomy places the organism in Eukaryota, Metazoa, Chordata, Mammalia, Perissodactyla, Rhinocerotidae. Gene Ontology annotation, cellular component: endoplasmic reticulum membrane. Gene Ontology annotation, molecular function: protein binding; mannosyltransferase activity. Gene Ontology annotation, biological process: protein O-linked glycosylation via mannose.